Messenger RNA from Perca flavescens (yellow perch), 4032 nucleotides. RefSeq names its product rhophilin, Rho GTPase binding protein 1 (gene rhpn1). Gene Ontology annotation, molecular function: protein binding. The transcript has 16 exons. Bases 182 to 2239 code for a protein of 685 amino acids. The record is from RefSeq and is a predicted model, not a curated record. NCBI's taxonomy places the organism in Eukaryota, Metazoa, Chordata, Actinopteri, Perciformes, Percidae. Gene Ontology annotation, biological process: signal transduction; negative regulation of stress fiber assembly.
AAAGCAAGCGGAGGAGGUGCUAGCAUAAUGUAAUGAGUUGAAGCUGGGUUGUUUUGAGCAGUAAAAAGUUGUUUAUUUCACUCUACGGUUGACCGAACAUUGGACCUUUGUGUUUACUUGGAGUUAUACAACGCUGGGAGAAAUGUAGGGGCUUUUCGGCCGCAUUUGUCUUUGCCUCACGAUGGAGGAACCUGCGACAAGAGAGUUGGAGAUGUCCCUGUCAGACGGUAACUCGGACGACGAAAUGCCCUCAACGUUACCCGCAGAGGGCAGCCACAGUGGGAGCAUCCGAAAGGGUUGUGAUCCUUUCGCCCAGACUCAGCGCAGUAAGCUGCAGCACCGGCGAGCUCGCAUCAACCAGCAGAUCAACAAGGAGAUGCGCAUGAGAGCCGGAGCAGAGAACCUUUUCAGAGCAACAACCAACAACAAGGUGAAGGAGACGGUGGCUCUGGAGCUCAGCUUCGUCAACUCGAACCUGCAGCUGCUCAAAGAGGAGCUAGAGGAGCUCAACAGCAACAUGGAGGUCUACCAGACAGACAGUGAGGCUAUCAACGUUCCCAUGAUCCCACUUGGAUUAAAAGAAACCAAAGAGGUGGACUUCACAGUUUCUAUCCAGGACUUCAUCUGUGAGCACUACGGAGAGGACAGCUCUCUGUACGACAAGGAGAUUAAAGAGCUUAUGGAGCUCAGACAGGCCAUGCGUACACCCAGUCGUAACCAGGCCGGCCUGGAGCUCCUGAUGGAGUACUACAACCAGCUGUACUACCUGGACCAGCGCUUCUUCCCUCAACACAGGAACCUGGGUGUGCACUUCCACUGGUACGACUCUCUGACAGGCGUCCCGUCGUGUCAGCGUACGUUGGCCUUUGAAAAAGGAAGUGUGUUGUUCAACAUCGGUGCCCUGUACACACAGAUCGGAGCACGGCAGGACCGCUCUGUAACAGCUGGCAUAGACCGAGCUGUAGAUGCCUUUCAGAGAGCUGCCGGUGCAUUUAAUUACCUUAAAGAGAAUUUCUCCAACGCUCCCAGUCUGGACAUGAGUGGUCCGUCGCUCUGCAUGCUGGUACGGCUAAUGAUUGCCCAGGUGCAGGAGUGUGUGUUUGAGCGUGUCACACUCACCACACAGGACACGCACUUCACUUCCCAACUCCGCCUGGCACAAGAGGCUGCACGGGUGUCAGACGUCUACAUUUUAGUGCAGCAGACCAUGACGCAGCCUCUGAUGAAGGACUACGUGCCGUUUUCUUGGGCCUCCAUGGUUCAGGUCAAAUCUGAACACUUCCGCGCUCUCUCGCACUACUACGCUGCUGUUGCACUCUGUGAUCACACGUUGUCUGCUGAGGAGGAUGAGGGUGAUAAGGAAGCAGAGAAGGCUUUCCUCCAGUUCUAUGUCAACGUACCUGCAGGGCCACCACUCAGCCAGGUGUUACGAGACCCUGAACAAAGAAGAAAGCUUGGUAAAGCUCACCUGCGGCGUGCUGUAAUGAGACAUGAGGAGGCCAUGCGUGUCCACAGUCUGUGUAAGAUCCUGAGGAAGAUGGACAUCCUGCAGGAUGUGCUGUCUCUCACACACAAACGCUCUUUGGACAAGUACUCGGAGCUGGACAGAGAGGACGACUUUGAUGAAACUGCAGAGGCUCCAGAGAUACAGUCUCAAACCCAUCAGAAACCCGAAAUCACUCCAAUCAACUUCUCUACAGUCCAAGUUACUGAUAUCUUCCAAAGACUGGGGCCUCUGUCAGUGUUUUGUGCACGUGCUCGCUGGGGUCCGGUACGUGUGAUCUGCCUGCAGAGGAGAGAGGGUGGACUGGGUCUCACGCUCAGAGGAGACUCCCCCGUCCUGGUGGCUGGAGUGGUGCCUGGAGGCUGUGCAGCGGAGGCCGGCUUAAGAGAAGGAGACUACAUAGUAGCGGUGGACGGACAGGACUGUAAAUGGGCCAAACAUGGCGAGGUGGUCCACAUGCUAAAGAGCUGCAGCGACAGAGGGGCAGAGCUCAGCGUGGUCACAUUACACUCCCAUGACACACAGGUGGAGAGGAGGGCCGUCAUGCUGUCUCUAGGCAGCGAUAAGGAAAACACGCGCCAGCGUCUGCUGGGUGGAGCUAAGGGCCAGAGCUCCGCCUCCUUGUUGAACUGGAACAGGAAGAAGAAGAGGGAGGGAGGGGGGGUCACUAAGAGACUAGGAAGCACUUUCAGUCUGUCGUUCGGGAGCAUAAGAGACACGGAGGCCAUGUACUGAGACACGAGGGCAGAGGAACCACUCAGGGAAUCACAGCAGCGGAGCACAAGGUACGAUCAGGACCGCGUUCAGACUGACAGUAGUGCUGCACCAGGAAGCAUCAGCAGGGGAUGCUGCCGCAGAGAGCUCUGACACAAAAGCAAAAGGUUAGUCCAGUAAAUUGUUCCUGGCUCCAGCACAGUCCAAUCAAAUAUGUGGAAGCACACAUACCAGGUAGAAAACCUUCUAACAUGUAGCUUUUUGCUAAUUGUUACCUUGCAAGAGUGACGAGCUAACUAUUUUUGCCAUUAUCAUUUUCCAGAGUUGGACAAUCUGCCUCUGAGGAGUAGCAGUACUCUGUGUAGUGAUGUGUACUUCACAGGAGUCUAAAUGUGCGUUGAGACAGAGUUCAAGGAAAGGUUUAAGAUGAGGGACUAGGAUUGGGCAUCGAGAACCGGUUCUUUCUGGAAUCGGUUCAAAAAUUACGAUUCCAGUAGAAUAGUUUCUUUAUUGUAAUCGUUUGGCAUCAUUUAGAGGAUUUGGUUUCAAAUUCGAUCAUCGCUUCCCAAUUUAAUAUGAGCAAGUUGUGGUUUCCGUAGCGGCCAGUCGCUUGUGUUGCAGCCAUGGAGCACAGUAAGCGGCGCUCUAGUGUGGCUUUAUUUUACGUUAAACUGCAACCCAUUGAAUAACAAUAAAACUUUCCUCUUAUUUGUGAAAAUAGGCAUGUGAUCCGUUUCAAUUGGAAUCAGAAUUGUUAAAAUCCAAACGAUGCCCGACCCUAUGCAGGUUUAAAAAAUCAUUUUGAGACAGGGCUCAAUUUGUAAAGUUUUACAGACGGCCACGCUGGUACGCCUGCUCUGCUUCCUGUUAGACUGGAAGCCACGGACUUCAACGUCAAUGAACUUUUUUGAGCCAACAAUUGAGACUAACAUUUAAAAAAAAAAAGUUACCCCAAACAACUAGUGACUAUUGACUAGUGAAUGGGUCAAUUAACCAACGGCUGACAGCCUCGCAUUUUAGUCUUAACGAUGCUCCCAGCUUGUGAAUGUUGAGGUCUGACAGGAAAUCAAAGAUCAUUUCCUGUUUUAGUUUUUUUAACCCAGAUUCAGACUGGCAGUCUUAAUAGUGCUUUUGGAGAUUACUCUAAACUGGAAUUGGGUUUAUCAAAAAAGUUUGUCUGACUUUAUUGACUAAGGUAAACACAUAACGCCUGUUCACAUGUAUUCUUUGAAGACCUCCACCCCUGUGACAUUGGAUACACCUCAGUCAUAUUUCCUGGUGUCGAUGCUUUAGAAAAGCAGAGAUUUGAUCACAUUCGCUCCCUUCGCAGCUGGCAAAAUCUUUAGUGAAUAAAAUAUUUUCCGAAAGCUCCUUUAUGGCCCUGACACACCAAGCUGAUAAUCGGCCAUCGUCUGGCGAGGUCGGUGACUCGAGUCUGUUUGGUGUGUUCCGUGCCAUCGGCCUUCAUCUUGGCUGACCUGACCUGCUGGGUCGGAGGGCGGGCAGUCGGACUCAAUGACCAAUCUGAUUGGUGGAGUGCUAACCCCGGAAAUGGUGAGCAUGAUGAGUGACGAGCAGCCUCUCAAAAUCAGAUGGAAAUCUUUUAAACUGACCUUUGUCGAUCUGAAAUGAAGACAGAUUCAGCAACUGCAUGGCCUAUUUCUCGCUAAAAAUGUUUUCAAAAACACGUUUCGGUGAACUAUUUUCGAAAAUACGAGAUCGUAUUUCGAACAAGCGGCCAUUAUCGGUCAGCUGGAGAAGCCAGACCCACGUGACGCGUUCGUCAUUUCCGGUUUUCAUUUUUUGUAUUACGU